Molecule: messenger RNA, 462 nt
Organism: Dibothriocephalus latus
Lineage: Eukaryota; Metazoa; Platyhelminthes; Cestoda; Diphyllobothriidea; Diphyllobothriidae
Source: the annotation of a GenBank genome assembly
AUGUCGGGGACACUCGAACACUCUGCCAAAGUAGUGGUAGCCCUCCACACUGUUCACUUUCUUGCUGACAACUCGGCCAUGGUCGAUCGCUGGUGUCGGCACUUCAGGCACCUCAUAUUUGAUGACGUUUAUCUAUCUCCAACCUACGCAGUGUCGUGCUACCUCCCCUCUGAAGACGAAGUUGCCGAUGCAAUACAAAGGCUGCGCAACAACACAGCGUCCGGAGAGGACGGUGUUCCCACAGAAACCCACAAGUGUUCUGUUAACAUUUUGGCGUCCUGGCUUCACGAAGUGAUCGAACGAGUCCCUAUUGACUGGAUUCUCGAGAAGGCCCUACACAGUUUUGACAGUGUGGAGUUUGCACCCGAACGCCAGCUGACUGACCUUGACAAAGUCGAAAAAAUCGCCCUGCUAGCCUCAAGCUUUGGUGUUCUGCAAUCUGUAUUGUCACAGGCGGACUAG